GAGCUAGAUUUCUCGUUUCUUAUUAUAUCUUCUUUUCCCUUCUUUUUCUGGCCGGUUAAGGGAGCAGUCUGCCAUCUAAAUUAUUGGUGGUCUUCGCUUCCCUCGGAUCGAUCGCUGUCGCCGCCGUCGCCCUGUAUCUUCUUCCACUCGGAGGGUUUGGAGGAAGAGAUUAGUGGAGCGCAAUGUCAUCACUAAGCAGAGAGCUGGUGUUUCUGAUUCUGCAGUUCCUCGACGAGGAGAAGUUCAAGGAAACAGUUCACAAGCUUGAGCAGGAGUCUGGCUUCUAUUUCAAUAUGAAAUAUUUUGAAGAUGAGGUUCACAAUGGGAAUUGGGAUAAUGUAGAGAAAUAUCUCUCUGGAUUUACUAAAGUUGAUGACAAUCGGUACUCCAUGAAGAUUUUUUUUGAAAUACGGAAACAGAAGUAUCUCGAAGCAUUAGACAAACAUGACCGAUCAAAAGCAGUUGAAAUCCUUGUGAAGGAUUUGAAGGUCUUUGCCUUGUUUAAUGAGGAGCUAUUUAAGGAAAUCACUCAGCUUCUAACUCUAGAAAAUUUCAGGGAAAAUGAGCAACUUUCAAAGUAUGGGGAUACCAAAUCAGCAAGGACAAUAAUGCUUGUUGAACUUAAGAAGCUAAUUGAAGCAAAUCCCCUAUUCCGAGAUAAACUGCAGUUCCCAAACCUAAAAAAUUCUAGGUUGCGCACCUUAAUUAACCAGAGUUUAAACUGGCAGCAUCAACUGUGCAAAAACCCGAGGCCAAAUCCAGACAUAAAGACUCUUUUUGUUGAUCAUUCUUGUGGGCAACCAAAUGGUGCUCUUGCUCCAUCACCUGUAAACAAUCAACUGCUUGGAGCAAUGCCCAAAGCAGGAAGUUUUCCUCCAUUGGGUGCUCAUGGGCCUUUUCAACCUGCCCCAACACCAGUUCCUACACCCCUUGCUGGUUGGAUGUCCAAUCCUUCAGCUGUAACCCAUCCAGCUGUCUCUGGUGGACCGAUUGGUCUCAAUGCACCUACAAAUCCUGUUGCAAUUUUAAAGCAUCCAAGGACACCUCCAACAGCCAACCCUCCGAUUGAAUAUGCAUCUGCAGAUUCUGACCAUGUUUCGAAAAGAACAAGGCCCCUCGGGAUGUCUGAUGAGGUAAAUCUGCCUGCCAAUAUACUGCCAGUUUCCUAUCCUCAGAACCAUAACCAGCCUACAUUUUCCCUGGAGGACUUACCAAAAACAGUUAUGCGAACACUGAGCCAAGGAUCAAACCCUAUGAGCAUGGAUUUUCAUCCAAUCCAGCAAACUAUUCUUCUUGUUGGUACAAAUGUGGGUGAUAUUGCAUUAUGGGAUGUUGGCACUAGGGAGAGAUUAAUUCUUAAGAACUUCAAGGUGUGGGAGCUUGGAACUUGCUCCAUGUCCCUGCAGGCUUCUUUGGUUAAGGAUCCUGCUGUAUCAGUUAAUCGCAUCACAUGGAGUCCUGAUGGAACCUUGUUGGGUGUUGCUUACUCAAGGCACAUCGUGCAAAUAUAUUCUUAUAAUGGUGGUGAUGAUAUCAGACAACACUUGGAGAUUGAUGCUCAUGUUGGCGGCGUCAAUGAUAUUGCAUUUGCUCAUCCCAAUAAGCAGCUUUCUAUAAUCACCUGUGGAGAUGAUAAGACAAUUAGGGUUUGGGAUGCAACUGGUGGCACAAAACAGUUCACCUUUGAAGGACAUGAGGCACCUGUUUACUCUGUUUGUCCACAUCACAAAGAAAACAUUCAGUUUAUCUUUUCAACGGCAUUGGAUGGAAAAAUAAAGGCAUGGUUAUAUGACAAUUUGGGAUCGAGGGUGGAUUAUGAUGCUCCAGGGCACUGGUGCACGACAAUGGCUUAUAGUGCUGAUGGUUCAAGGCUCUUUUCAUGUGGAACAAGUAAAGAAGGGGAAACAUUCAUUGUGGAGUGGAAUGAAAGUGAGGGAGCUGUGAAGAGGACAUACCAAGGUUUCCGUAAACGUUCUUUGGGAGUUGUGCAAUUUGAUACCACUCGAAACCGGUUUUUGGCUGCUGGUGAUGAAUUUCUUAUCAAAUUCUGGGAUAUGGAUAAUAUCAAUUUACUAACAACUGUUGAUGCUGAUGGUGGCCUACCAGCAAGCCCAAGGAUGAGAUUCAACAAGGAAGGAACAUUAUUGGCCGUUUCUACUCAUGAUAAUGGAAUUAAAAUUUUGGCAAACGGUGAUGGAAUUCGCCUAUUGCGCACACUUGAAAAUCGCUCCUUUGAUACUUCUAGGGCUGUCUCAGAAAGUGCAACAAAGCCUAUAGUAAGCCCAUUGUCUGCUGCUGCUGUUGCAACAACUUCUGCAAUAACUGAUAGAACUGCACCAGCUAUGGCAAUAGCUGGAAUGAAUGGAGAUGGCAGAAACCUGGUUGAUGUCAAACCUAGAAUCACUGAUGAAUCAAUGGAAAAAUCAAAGAUCUGGAAGCUUACUGAAGUCAAUGAACCAGCUCAAUGUCGAUCUUUAAAACUCCCAGAUAGUCUUAGAACAAGCAAGAUUUCUAGGCUAAUUUACACCAAUUCUGGGGUUGCCAUUUUGGCUUUAGCUUCAAAUGCAAUUCAUCUACUCUGGAAGUGGCCUCGUAAUGAACGGCAUUCAAGUGGAAAGGCGACAACAGGUGUUGCUCCUCAGUUGUGGCAACCACCAAGUGGCAUAUUGAUGACUAAUGAGAUAACUGACACAAAUCCUGAAGAAGCAGUCCACUGUUUUGCACUUUCAAAGAAUGAUUCUUAUGUUAUGUCAGCAUCAGGAGGGAAAAUAUCGCUAUUCAACAUGAUGACAUUUAAGACUAUGACAACGUUCAUGGCACCUCCGCCAGCAGCUACUUUUCUUGCAUUUCAUCCACAAGAUAAUAAUAUAAUUGCUAUAGGAAUGGAAGAUUCCACUAUUCAGAUCUAUAAUGUUCGAGUUGAUGAGGUAAAAAGCAAACUUAGGGGGCACUCUAAGAGAAUUACCGGUCUUGCCUUUUCAAGUGUUCUGAAUGUGUUGGUAUCAUCUGGAGCUGAUGCUCAGCUUUGUGUGUUUGGAACCGACGGAUGGGAAAAGCAGAGAAGUAGAUUUCUGCAAAUACCUUCUGGGCGCACACCAGCAGCGAUCUCAGACACGCGUGUUCAGUUCCAUCAAGACCAGAUACACUUCCUAGCUGUGCAUGAAACCCAGAUUGCUUUAUAUGAAACAACUAGAUUAGAAAUUGUGAAGCAGUGGUCUCCUCGUGAGGGUUCCACACCCAUUUCACAUGCGACAUUCUCUUGCGACAGUCAGCUAAUAUAUGCUAGCUUCUUAGAUGCCACCAUAUGUAUAUUUAAUGCUACCAAUCUCACUCUACGAUGUCGUAUUCUUCCAGCUGCUUAUCUUACUGGCAAUACCAGCACUACCGUAUAUCCACUUGUGGUUGCUGCCCAUCCAUCAGAGCCAAAUCAAUUUGCCUUGGGCAUGACAGAUGGUGGAGUAUAUGUAUUAGAGCCACUAGAAUCAGAAGGUAAAUGGGGUGUUAAUCCACCUGCAGAGAAUGGUUCAGCAAGUAGUAUGUCCACCACACCACCUCCUGGAGCUUCUAAUUCAGAUCAACCACAGAGGUGACGGAAACAAUCACAAGCACAAAAUUUAACCCUUUUCCUCUAACUGAGGUAUGCAGCAGCAUUCAAGAUGAUCUACACUUUAUAGGGUCUACCGUCCGAUUACAUCAGACUGAUGUUUUAUGUAUGCCUUCGUCUGCAGUGGUGUAAUCCUAAAAAGAGUCUUAGGGAUAUAGGUCCUACAAGCAGCCGAGAGAUUUCUGCAGUACACUUCCCUUUGUAUGUUGGGAAAGAAAUAUUCCAUGGCAGAAUUGAUUAUGUUGCUUAUGUAACGCGAAGGUUGUCUUUGAUAUGGACCAAAACCCAGAUAUCUGAUGUGUGCUUGAAUUUAAUUUCUCCUAGGUAGGUAUUGACUGACGUGAAAA
Messenger RNA from Zingiber officinale, 3951 nucleotides. RefSeq names its product protein TPR3-like. NCBI's taxonomy places the organism in Eukaryota, Viridiplantae, Streptophyta, Magnoliopsida, Zingiberales, Zingiberaceae. The record is from RefSeq and is a predicted model, not a curated record. Gene Ontology annotation, biological process: regulation of DNA-templated transcription. The transcript has 26 exons. Bases 183 to 3590 code for a protein of 1135 amino acids. Gene Ontology annotation, molecular function: protein binding.